AUCACAUGUGGCUCUUACGAGCUUUCAAAUGCUCAACCCACAGAAACUAGCCUUCUCCAUUUCCCGCCAAUUCCCAUCACUCGACGAAUCACGACCCCGCGAUCUCGCGAGAGACUUUCUCUGCCUGCUAAAAAAAUGCGUCUCCGCGAACCAAAUCCGAGAGAUCCAAGUCCAGAUGCUCUUAAACUCGGUCCAAAAACCGAACUUUCUGAUCCCCAAGGCCGUCGAGCUCGGAGACUUCAACUACGCAUCUUCCCUCUUCUCCGCGACGGAACAACCAAACCACUACUCCUUCAAUUUCAUGAUCCGAGGGCUGACCAACACGUGGCACGAUCACGGAGCCGCUCUCUCGCUGUACCGCCGGAUGAGGUUUUCCGGGUUAAAGCCCGACAAUUUCACUUACAAUUUCGUGUUCGUAGCGUGUGGGAAUCUUCCCGAGAUUGGGGUCGGUAGAUCUGUCCACUCGUCGUUGUUCAAAGUCGGGUUGGAUAGAGACGAUCAUGUCAAUCAUUCGUUGAUCGCUAUGUAUUCGAAAUGUGGUUAUAUUGAUAGUGCACGGAAGGUGUUCGACGAAAUUACUGAGAGAGAUAUGGUGUCUUGGAACUCGAUGAUCUCUGGGUAUUUGCUUGCGGGUUGUUCUAAAGACGCGGUGGGUUUGUUUAGGGAGAUGGAGGAGGAAGGAGUUGAGCCUGAUGAGAGGACGUUGGUGAGUGUGUUGGGUGCUUGUGGGCAUUUGGGCGAUUUGAAAACUGGUAGAUUGCUGGAGGAGAUAGCUGUGAGGAGGAAGAUUGGGUUGAGCACGUUCCUUGGGUCUAAGUUGAUCAGUAUGUAUGGAAAAUGCGGUGAGUUGGAUUCAGCUAGAAGGGUUUUUAAUCAGAUGGUUAACAAGGACCGUGUUGCUUGGAAUGCUAUGAUCACUGUAUACUCCCAAAAUGGGAGGUCAAGCGAAGCUAUUAAGCUGUUUCGUGAGAUGGAAGGUUCCAGAGUUUCCCCUGAUGCAGUAACGUUUUCUACGGUACUGUCUGCUUGUGGUUCAGUUGGAGCUCUUGAGUUAGGCAAACGGAUUGAGACAUACGCUUUGGAAACAGGUCUGGAACAUAACAUUUACGUGGCGACAGGACUAGUCGACAUGUACGGGAAGUGCGGAAGCAUAGAGGAAGCUCUUAGAGUAUUCCAAGCAAUGCCGGUGAAAAACGAAGCCACUUGGAACGCUAUGAUAUCUGCUUAUGCGCAUCAUGGACAAGCUCAAGAAGCGCUCUCGCUGUUUGAUCAAAUGUCAGUCCCUCCAAGUGAUGUUACAUUCGUGGGAGUUCUCUCUGCUUGUGUGCACGCGGGUCUGGUCGAUCAGGGCCGUCGAUACUUCCAUGAGAUGAGUUUCACAUUCGGGUUGGUUCCGAAAAUCGAGCAUUACACAAACGUGAUCGACCUCCUAUCUCGUGCGGGGAUGUUAGAAGAGGCGUGGGAGUUGAUGGGGAAGUUUCCCGGGAAGCCAGACGAGAUCAUGUUGGGAGCGAUUCUUGGAGCGUGUCAGAAGAGAAAAGAUGUGGUGGUUGGAGUGAAAGCGAUGAGGAUGUUGAUGGCGAUGGAAGAGGCGAAGAACGCAGGGAACUAUGUUAUAUCUUCCAAGGUUUAUGCUGAGAUGAAGAUGUGGGAUGAAUGUGCGAAGACGAGGGCGUUGAUGAGAGAGAGAGGUGUAGUUAAGACACCAGGAUGUAGCUGGAUUGAGAUGGACGGUGAGUUAAUGGAGUUUAAUGCAGGAAGCGAUUGUUUACAGUGUGGCAAUGAAGAUUCAGGGUCGUUGUACGGUUUGUUGGUAGAGGAGAUGAAAAGUGAAAGGUAUGAUUGUCUUCAGCUGUGGUAAAAGAUGUGAGUUAACGCGUCUUCUCUCUUGACUUUCAAAGUGGUGCAAAGAGUCCAUGAUAUGGUAUGCUUUCAUGUGAUGGCUUGUAAUGUGGGGACAAAUGGGUGGUUAGAUGUCAUAAGUACUAACUUCUGACUUUGUCUACAAGCAUUUGUUUAGAUAUAUACAAGUUUUAUAACAAUCUAAACAUAUGAGGCUCAUUGGUGGAAUAACAAUAUCGCAUAACCAAACAAAAGUGAUGCUUUGAAUGAAGGGGAAGGAAGCCAUCGCGGAACCAACCACAACCGUUUAGGAGAACGACGUCGCAUCGGCCAUUUUCUCCAACCUUGAAGCCAAAUAGCUUCUUAACGUCCAGAUCUCUUCUACGUCUUCUUCUCUGUUCACUCCUCCCCUGCGUCUCUCUCUCUGCAUGUUCCGCUGUAUUCCUAGGGUUUCGGAUCCUGAAUCUAAUUUCUAGAGAU
Messenger RNA from Brassica oleracea var. oleracea, 2322 nucleotides. Its product is annotated as pentatricopeptide repeat-containing protein At2g34400. Gene Ontology annotation, cellular component: intracellular membrane-bounded organelle. Gene Ontology annotation, biological process: RNA modification. Bases 29 to 1861 code for a protein of 610 amino acids. Gene Ontology annotation, molecular function: RNA binding; protein binding. Lineage: Eukaryota; Viridiplantae; Streptophyta; Magnoliopsida; Brassicales; Brassicaceae. The record is from RefSeq and is a predicted model, not a curated record. The transcript is spliced from 3 exons.